Messenger RNA from Entrophospora candida, 300 nucleotides. The record is from the annotation of a GenBank genome assembly. Lineage: Eukaryota; Fungi; Glomeromycota; Glomeromycetes; Entrophosporales; Entrophosporaceae.
AUGCCUACUACACCAGAAUCACUUACAAAAUCUUUAGUAACAGAUUUCGCAAAAUUACUUGUAAAUGCUAAUGAUUACAACGUACUUAUUAAAGUAGGUGGCGGUGAAUCAUCAAACAUCGCUUGUCCGUGUUUUGGUGGCAAGGAUUUGUGUAUGUCAAAUAUGAGCAGCCUAAAUAAAGGUUGUUCUACUAAAUAUACUUAUUACGAAUCGGAUAUUUUUAAAUCAAGCAAGUUUGAUGUAGUUGAUUAUGAAGUUUUCCAAGUUGUCAGAAAGAAAGUAAAGAUAAACGAAAGUUAG